UUGAUGAUCUAUUCAUAUUUCUAUUUAAUUCAAAUGGGGUAAAUCAGUUGUGCAAACAUACUAAAAUGUUUUGAUUGAGAUCUGUCUCUUUAGACAGUUGCAUGUAAUGGAUGAGACGCAUGUUAUUAACCAAGUGAAGGAGGAUGUAUGUUACGUUUCUCAAGACUUCUACAAAGACAUGGAAAUAGCACAGCUGAAAGGUAAAGCAAACACUGUUAUGAGAGAUUAUGUGCUUCCAGACUUCAGCACAAUCAAGAAGGGGUUCUGUAAGCCUCUGGAAGAGAUGGUUUUCAAUGGGAAAUACAAGACAAGUGAACAGAUUCUGCGUCUGACUAAUGAGAGAUUUGCUGUUCCUGAAAUUCUCUUUCAUCCUUCUGACAUUGGUAUUCAGGAGAUGGGAAUACCAGAAGCAAUUGUUCAUUCAGUGCAAAGUUUACCUGAAGAGAUGCACCCACAUUUUUACAAGAACAUCAUUCUGACUGGUGGCAAUACUCUGUUACCGGGAUUUCGAGAUCGUGUUUAUGCUGAUGUCCGAUCUCUUACUCCAUGUGAUUACGAUGUAUCUGUUUUGCUACCUGAGAACCCUAUCACACAUUCAUGGGAAGGUGGAAAACUGCUGUCUGAAAGUUCAGAUUUCAUGGACCUGGUUGUCACCAAAGAUGACUACGAUGAAAGUGGGCAUUGCAUCUGUGAGGAGAAAUUUGAUAUCUGAAAUUAAAAGCAAUGUACAUUAGAGAAAUUGAGUUGUUUAAAGAAAAUGAUAAGGAUGCUGCAGAUUGCACUACUGACACUUUUGAAUAGAGAAAAGGGGUGUCUUACGUAAUGAUGCUGCAAUUACAAACUGUUUUAUAAUGAAUCUGAAUAACUGCCUUAAGAGUGAUGUGUGCUCAUCUGACUGAGUCAUUCAUUGGGCUUAUCCCCAAUAGUUUGUCAAAGGCAGUUCAGUUAUUUAUUUAGAAAACAGAGGCGCGCAGGGAGGGAAGACCUUCGAUGAGAACUACCCGUGUGUAUUUUGCGUGAAUGAACUGUAAUGCCAUUCUGAUACAAAGCACAUUUAUAAUCUCAGUGCACGCUCUAAGAAGGAUUUUUUUUAGCCUGUAUAUCUGACAUUUAAAGAAUUGUUGAAGUUUAUUUUGUCUAACUACUCUUCCUUUUGGUCUUCUAAAUACUGUAUUAUAGCUUCGUUUUUGAAAAUGUGUGCAUAUUUUUUCUGUUGAAGUAUUAUUUAGACAUUUUAAUAAACAGUCUUCAAAAUUAAAA
This is a messenger RNA of Rhincodon typus (whale shark), 1260 nucleotides long. RefSeq names its product actin related protein 6 (gene actr6). The coding region runs from base 107 to 712 and encodes 201 amino acids. NCBI's taxonomy places the organism in Eukaryota, Metazoa, Chordata, Chondrichthyes, Orectolobiformes, Rhincodontidae. Gene Ontology annotation, cellular component: Swr1 complex. Gene Ontology annotation, molecular function: nucleosome binding. The record is from RefSeq and is a predicted model, not a curated record. The transcript has 5 exons.